CUGUGUUUUGCGAAAAGGGUUUUAGUCGGGGUUUGUGUUCUUUCUCACUGUUCUUCUCUCGGUCGCAGCCCCUCUCUUCUUGGCCAGAGAUUUCUCUGAAUUUGCUGCGGUCUUCAGGUUUCUUAUUCUUCCCUACAUGGAUUCGAGGGUUCUUCAUUGAUGGAGAAAACCGCCUCUUUUCUGUUUGCCGGGACGAGCUUCAAUAGGAAGAAGUUCGCUUCCGAUUUCGCUAGGUUUAAGGAUGGGAAAGAAAACGAUGAAUCGAGCAAGGAACUGAGCUUCUUUGAGGAAGAGGAACCCGAACCAAAGAAGAAACUUGUGUCAACAAAGAAGAGGAAACAAAAAUCUGCUCAUUCAGAAACUGUUGAGGGGUUUGAACUGUUCAAGAUCUCGAAGAAAGUAUCUGCUAAGGCUGAUGAUGAAGAGCAGAGAGAGGAGGAUGAGAUAGCCGAUAACCCAAAGAAGGAAUUCUAUCGUCAAAUGGAGCGAGAUGCUUUGUCUCGGAAAAAGUACAGCAUUCAUGUCACCGGGAGCAACAUUCCAUCCCCACUUAGAAGCUUCGCGGAAUUAGCAUCGAGGUAUGGUUGUAAGCGAUACAUCUUGCGGAAUUUGGCUGAACAUGGAUUCAAAGAGCCAACUCCAAUCCAGAGGCAGGCCAUUCCAACCCUCCUAUAUGAUCGUGAAUGCUUUGCCUAUGCUCCAACUGGGUCAGGGAAAACCUUCGCUUUCAUAUGUCCAAUGCUUAUAAAUCUUAAGCGCCCUUCAACCGAUGGUAUAAGAGCUGUUAUUCUCUCUCCCACUCGGGAGCUGGCUGCUCAAACUGCUAGAGAAUGAAAGAAACUUACAAAAGGGAGCAAGUUUAGAAUCAAAAUAAUGACCAAAGUCCUUGUCAAAACUGCUGAUUUCUCAAAGCUUCACUGCGAUAUUCUGGUGUCGACGCCAUUGCGGUUACAAAGGGUUAUCAAGACCAAAAAAAUUGACUUAAGCAAGGUUGAAUAUCUUGUCCUCGAUGAAUCUGACAAGCUGUUUGAGCUGGAUUUGGUAAAACAGAUUGAUUCUGUGGUUAAGGCCUGUUCCAACCCUUCGAUUGUACGUUCAAUGUUCAGUGCUACACUGCCGGAAUUUGUCGAGGAGCUUGCACGAUCUAAGAUGCACGAUGCUGUUCGGGUGAUUGUUGGCCGCAAGAACACAACUUCGGAGACUGUUAAGCAAAAGCUGGUUUUCGCUGGAAGUGAAGAAAGAAAACUUCUUGCUCUUCGUCAAAUCUUUGCAGAGAGUCUGAAACCACCUGUCCUGAUCUUCCUGCAAAGCAAGCAACGAGCGAAGGAACUCUACGACGAACUAAAAUAUGACAACAUCAGAGUCGGUAUCAUCCAUUCUGAUCUCUCUCAAGCAGAGCGUGAAAAUGCUGUCGAUAAUUUCAGAGCCGGCAAAACAUGGUUUCUGAUUGCCACUGACGUGAUUGCCAGAGGUAUGGAUUUCAAAGGUGUCAACUGCGUUAUAAACUACGAUUUCCCGGAUCCUGCUUCAGCUUAUAUCUACAGAAUAGCGAAAAUCCAAAUACGCCAAUUCGAAUUCUCUCGUUUUCAUUUCCGAUGAAGUUGCUGUGAAGCUUUUGGCGAUUGAGAACAAGUUUU
This is a messenger RNA of Tarenaya hassleriana, 1637 nucleotides long. Its product is annotated as DEAD-box ATP-dependent RNA helicase 57. Gene Ontology annotation, biological process: maturation of SSU-rRNA. The transcript has 13 exons. The record is from RefSeq and is a predicted model, not a curated record. Gene Ontology annotation, molecular function: ATP binding; RNA helicase activity; nucleic acid binding. NCBI's taxonomy places the organism in Eukaryota, Viridiplantae, Streptophyta, Magnoliopsida, Brassicales, Cleomaceae.